GUUCAACAUCUUUCUGGGACCAAAAGGAAAAAACUUGCUAGUAAUGGGCCAUGGCAAUCCACAUUCCACACCAACCCUUUUAUUAUUCCUUUCUUACGGGCUUUCCUUCUUCUUUACUACAUCUACUGUUGUUGUCAACCCCUUCUCCUCUGCAUAGUUUCUCAGUGCUUAUCCUAAAAGUGCUUCCUCAAUCCUAAGGACCCCUUUUGCUGCUUUGUUGGUAUGUCAUGGAUUUUGCCGCUUUGUUGGAUUAGGUUAAGUUGAAUAGACAUUCUCAACAUCAGCAAUGGGUUCUCGAAAUUUGUUCAAGACAAUAAUCGGUUUAAAGAAAGGGAAGGAUGAGAAUUCAAAGAAAGUGAAGGGAUCUUCAGCUUCUGCAAAAUCAAAAGGUUUCAAAUGGAAGAACCGGCCACAAAAGUCAUCCACUAGUUUUGCAAAUAGUUGUACUGGUGGAAAUCCUAGCAAUCUUGGCAUGCCAAUUGAGGAUUUAGCUGCAAUUCGAAUUCAAACUAUGUUCCGUGCCUAUAAGGCUAGAAAAAGCUUGCGUCACUUGAAGGGAAUGGCAAGAUUACAGACCAUGAUCCAAGCUUCUGCUAUUAAAAAGCAAGCAACAGUUACAUUAAAUCAUCUUCAUUCAUGGUGCAAUGUACAGGCCCAAAUUAGAGCUCGUCGACUCUCUAUGGUAACAGAAGGCCGGCUUAGACAGAAGAAGAUGGAGAAUCAGCUAAAGCUUGAGGCAAAGCUUCAUGACCUAGAGGUUGAGUGGUCUGGUGGCCCUGAAACAAUGGAGGAAAUUCUCGGCAGGAUACAUCUGAGAGAAAAAGCAGCAGUUAAGCGGGAGCGAGCUAUGGCAUAUGCCUUUUCCCAUCAGUGGAGGGCCAACUCAAACAAUAAUGGACUCAACAAUUAUGAACUUGCCAAAGCCAACUGGGGUUGGAGCUGGGUGGAACGUUGGAUUACAGCUCGACCAUGGGAAAGCCGGGUGCCCACCUCGAAAAAGGUCCAGGGUAAGCAGACUAGCAAGGUUGGCAAGAACUCAAAUUCACCAUCUGGAAAAGCAUCAGCUCCAGUUAAAGCAUCUCCAAUAAAUAGAAAAGGAACCACAAGAGCUCGGAGGUUAACUUUCCCAGGCGCUGAAAAACCAGCUCCUCGCGAAGUCAAAAGUAAUAACAAUGAAGAAAUGAGUAGCAAAAAUGAACAAGAGGCACAUAAUAUAGUUUGAAACUGAUAGUGUUUUUUACCCAAAGAAGGGAAAAAAUUCAUAGGAUGUCCAUUUGGUGAUGCUGCUUUCUUUUUGCCACUUCCUCAUUCUUGUUAGCUGUACUCGAAAGAAAUUUAUGUGAUUGUUUCUCAUUCUUCUUUAUUCCCCUGUUCUAUAUCAUGUAUAUGGAGGAUUGGUAGAGAAAGAUUCUGUUGCCUGUGAAUAUUAAGAUUCUAAUUACAAAGUCUCAUGAUUGUAAUAGGAAUUUCAGAGCAUCCUAGCUUUAAUUCCAAAGAAUGUGCGCUUAUAAAUAUAAUCAGCUAGU
Molecule: messenger RNA, 1526 nt
Organism: Rubroshorea leprosula
Lineage: Eukaryota; Viridiplantae; Streptophyta; Magnoliopsida; Malvales; Dipterocarpaceae
Source: the annotation of a GenBank genome assembly